CGGCCCUCCAAAAUAUUUUUAGUUUCUCAUGUGGCCCCAUCGAAAAAAUAAUUGCCCACCCCUGAUAUAGACCAAUACCUCAUAAAACGAACAUAGAUCAAACUUAUAAUUUUAAAGGGUGAACCUUUUUGGCCAAACAAACUUUAUUGUUUUUUUUCAGAACUACAACACCACACAUCUAGCUAGACCGGAAACGGAAACACGAGGUUGCCGAAAUGGAUUCCAAUAAGAUUCUGAAUGGAAAGUUUACUUUUAAAAAGUUGCCAAAUGGUUCCAUUGACAAGACCAAAGUGAUCUGUGGGUUUUGUGGUUGUGAACUGAGCUAUCAUCGCAGCACGUCCAGUCUGAAAUACCACUUGAUGGCCAAGCACACAGCUGAUGGGAAUUCUCCGCUCCCUGGUCAAAGCCAGGCGACAAUGGAUGUUUUCAGACAGAAGCACAUGGAUACCACAACUAAGAACAAACUUACUGCAGCCAUAGCUAAAUGGGUGGCUACUGCAUGUAGGCCUGUUAAUGUUGUGGAGGACGAGGGUCUAGCUGAUAUCAUUCGCAUCGCAUCAAACGACUGGACCUACGAAUUGCCUUCGAGAGCCACCAUUACAAGCAACGUACAGAAAUUGUACGAAACGGAGAAAGCCAAGGUACAGCAGGCGUUGGACAAUACAAAAGCAGUCGCGCUCACUGGUGAUUACUGGACGUCCGUAAGUAAUCACAACUACCUCGGGGUCACAGCGCAUUACUUUGAUCCACAGUGGAAACUUCAAGCUCAUGCUUUGACUGUUCUAAAGACAGAAGAGAGGCACUUCGCUGAUGCUGUUGCAGAGCACUUUAUGCAAGUAGCUAGAGAGUGGGACAUUGAACAAAAAGUUGUCUCACUGACCACGGAUAGUGCACGCAACAUGAUUGCAGCGGCCAGGCAGCUCCCCUUUGUGCACGUGCCGUGCAUCGCACACAGUGUGCACCGAGCCGUCACGGUUUCUCUAACCAACAGCCCGUUUGACAGCGCAUUGGCAAAAUGCAGAAAGGUCGUGGGACAUUUUAAGCACAGCCCUGCAAACCAAGCGGAGCUCGAGCAACAACAAGUCACACAUAAUAAGAAGAAAGAGUCACUCGCACAGGAAGUGUCAACCAGAUGGAAUAGUACCCUGGAAAUGAUCAAGCGUGUUCAGCGGAAUGCUGAACCACUGAAAGAUGCACUGGCCCUGCACACAACCAACAUCGCCAUGCCAACAGUUACUGAGCUGGAGAAACUGAAGAAGCUCGAGGCUGUGCUGGAGCACUGCAGGUAUGUUUCUGAACUCCUGGGAGGAGAGAAGUUUGUGUCUUGCUCAGUGGUGCUGCCAGCGUUGUGUCAUCUGUCACGAGUGAUGGAGGUUACUGAGGAUGAUCCAGCUUACACGAUCAAGUUCAAGGGAACCUUCGCAGCAGACAUGGAGGGUCGCAAGGAGAAGACCAACAUCACGUGGCUGAGAGUUGCGACAGCACUUGACCCAAGGUCAGAUAGCAAUGAGAUAGGGGUAUUGUCGCAAUUUUGUUAUACCCGCACCUGUACUUGUAUUAAAGUUGCAUUUCAUUUCAUUUCAAGGUUUAAGGAUCUCAAGUGUCUGAGCAAACCUGACAGGGCUGAGGUGUGGGGUACGAUCCGCGCCUUGCUCCAGGAGAUGGUAAGGGAGAGGCCUGCACAGCCGGAUAACAAAGUCACGCCUGAGCCUCCUACAAAGAAACCAACACUUAUGCUUACAAACGAGUCUUCGUCUGAUGAAGAGGAGGACAGUAUUGACCAAUGUCUGAGGCGCUACAAGUCAGAGCCUCUUACUGGCAUGGAUGACUGUCCCCAGGAAUGGUGGUCCACACAUGAAGGGGCACACAGUGAAAUGGCCCGCCUUGCACGCAAGUACUUAGCAACACCAGCCACAUCAGUACCUUCUGAAAGGUUGUUUUCACUGUCUGGGCAUGUUGUACAAAAGAAGCGAGCUUCCCUGUUGUCUGAAAAUGUCAACAGGCUUGUGUGUUUGAGUAACUGGCUCAAAGCAAAGAAGUAGUAUGCUUACAUUUUAUUGGUUACCGUUACUGUUCAUACUUUCUGAAAUAAGAGGCUGAGUUGAUGAGCCAUGGUUUAAUUGCACUAUAGGCUGAGUCCUAGUUUACCUUACAUGUACACUUUGUAAUUUGAUUUUGUAUCGCCCUGUUUUGAUCCCUUAGAAAGGGGCUGUUUGUGUGACAAAGUAUUUUUCACUUUUUUAUUAAUGGACAGUGUUACAUUGUGUGAGAGCUUAUUUGCUCCAAGUGUUAAUGUUAGUUUUGAACACUACAUUAUAUGCCAAUUUUGUUUUCAAUAAACAUUUGCAAAAAGCAAGCCGAUUCACUUUUCAAUUUGAUUAAAUGCGAUUAAUCGUGAGUUAACUAUGACAUUAAUGCGAUUAAUCGCGAUUAGAAAUUUUAAUCGCUUGAC
This is a messenger RNA of Rana temporaria (common frog), 2452 nucleotides long. Its product is annotated as E3 SUMO-protein ligase ZBED1-like. Gene Ontology annotation, molecular function: DNA binding; protein dimerization activity. The transcript has 2 exons. The record is from RefSeq and is a predicted model, not a curated record. The coding region runs from base 216 to 2042 and encodes 608 amino acids. Lineage: Eukaryota; Metazoa; Chordata; Amphibia; Anura; Ranidae.